Molecule: messenger RNA, 4164 nt
Organism: Notechis scutatus (mainland tiger snake)
Lineage: Eukaryota; Metazoa; Chordata; Lepidosauria; Squamata; Elapidae
Gene: PAWR
Product: pro-apoptotic WT1 regulator
Biological process (GO): positive regulation of apoptotic process; apoptotic process
Cellular component (GO): cytoplasm
Source: RefSeq, a predicted model, not a curated record
UUACCCUCCGCCCUAUGGGAGAAAGUCGGAAAGUUUCGGGAGCGCUGCUAAGUCUUCUGGGACUCGCUUCGGGAGUUCCGCGCCGCAACCAGGCAACUCACCUGGGGGAAGCCGCAGCCUCCGCAGUCUUCUUACGAGGCAGCAUCAGAGGAGGGUUGCGUGGAGUCCUCCCCAGCCCGCUCGGUGACUCUCCUUUGUCGGCCAGCAACUUUUGCCAGUCCGCUCGGUUAGUAAACCUCGGAAGGUCGGGAGCCACGUCGGGGCUCGUUGAGAGGGCGCCAAGGAAUCGGCAGCUUCCCUGAAACAUGGCCACCGGGGGCUAUCGGGGCAGCGGCGCCGCUACGACCGAUUUCUUGGAAGAGUGGAAAGCUAAGCGGGAGAAGAUGCGGGCCAAGCAAGCACCGCCGGCCGGGGGGAGUGAUGGCAAGACUGCCCCCAAUACUGCCACCAGCGGCGGUGGCUGCAGCACCGCGACCGCCGCCGAACUUAAUAACAACAAUGGCAGCAGCGGCAUGAAUUGCAUCCCUCUGGCCAGAAACACUCCGAAGGAGCCCCAGCCGACAGCCGGAACCAGAGCAGGAACCGCGGAGCCCCCGGGGAACAGAACCAGCGCGGCGCCAACUUCCCCCGAGGAGGAGAAAGUGGCUCCCAAGGGCAAAGGCUCCUCCGGCCCCAGCGCCCGGAAAGGAAAGGGGCAGAUCGAGAAAAGGAAAAUGAGGGAGAAAAGACGCUCGACAGGUGUCGUGAACAUCCCGGCCACCGAGAGCUUGGAUGAAUAUGAUGAUGAUGAAGCAGGACAAAAAGAACGUAAAAGAGAAGAUGCAAUCACACAACAAAAUACAAUACAAAAUGAAUCCACUGUUUCGGAUCCAAAUGCUUCAUAUAUAUUGCAGGACGCUUCUAGGACAAUUGGAAACAGAUACAAAAGUACACCACCAGAUGAUGAAGUUUCUAAUAGAUGUUCACGUACAGACAGGACAGGUUAUAGCAGGUUCAACAGGGAUGCAAACUCUUCUGGAAACUUUGUAUCAACUAAUUCUUUGGAAAAGAAGAUUGAUGAUCUUGAAAAGGAUCUAGCAAAGGAGCGACAAGAAAACCUGAGACUUGUGAGGAUAGCCCAAGACAAAGAAGAGUUGAUUGGGAAAUUAAAGGAGGAAAUUGAUUUAUUAAAUAGGGAUCUAGAUGAUAUAGAAGAUGAAAAUGAGCAAUUAAAGCAGGAAAAUAAGACACUGUUAAAAGUUGUUGGACAGCUGACAAAGUAGAAGAUGGAAGCUGCCAAAAUAGAAGAUGGAAGCCUCAGUGAGGAAGGAAAUACGAAACUACUGAUUUGAAUGUUUAAGGGUCAAGAUUAAGAUACUUCCUUUGUGGCAAUAUGUGAAAACAACUGUCUUUGUAUUUAUUAUUAAGGAGCAGGGAGAAAUGAUGAAUGUUUUACAUGAUGCUGUUACUUCUAAGCUCAUUCCUUUGAAUUUCCCAAAGUGAUUCAAAUUAUGCUCAUUGAGAUGCAUUAGAUCUUUCUUUGUAUAUGACCCAGUUAUGCUUUUUAAAGAAUUCCUGAUGACAAAGGUCACAGUUAGUCUAUAUGGAAAUUACUUGUAGGAGAGGGUUUUUCCCCUGCUCUAUGAAUAGAAGAAAUAGGAAUAAAAUUUGUUUACACAGGGUCAAAAUAACUAUUUUGGGAGAUAUUUGUUCUUUAUAUGAACAGGUGUAAAACAAGUGCAAGUGCAUUACUGAUACAAAACAUUUUACAGAGUGUUACUCUGCAAAAAAUCUUGUAUGUUGUGAUUUUAUUUUAUACUUUAUCUGAAGUACUGACAGUAGUAGAUAGUAUUUCUUGUACAGAUGCUGUUUGAUAAAAAUGUUUUAUAAAUCAUAAAUAAAUCACCAAUAAUUAUCACAACUAAUAAGUAGUUUUUAGAAAAAAAUUGUAUGCUGCAUACUACCACACAGAGCUUAUGUUUCCACAGGAAGAAUAAUUCAGAGGGUGCCAUUUUUUGAAAUUUAUAAACUUCAAAUAUUACAAUCACAGUUUAUUGGAUUAAGAAAAGUCUUUCUGAUUUUGUAUAAAGUUGCAGUGGGAAUCAUUGCUUAGCAAUGGUUUAACAAAUCAUAUAAUCUUUGCAUUGGUUGGGAAAUAUUAGUGUUCUCGGCCAAAUAACUAUAGACCAAAACUGUUUAUCUAAACCAUGCCUAUAUGAACGGACUUCAUCCAACAUGUAUCAGGUUAGCAUCAAAAUGAGUAAUGGAUUCAUUUCGCAACAUUAUGAUCUACCAAGCUCUUAUAUGAAUCAUGGGGUUUUUGAAUUGUGCUAAAAGAUUUAAUUGAUAUAGUUUACAAAAGAAAUUUAUGAUUGUUCACCCCUCUAAAAGUAUAGAAAACAUCUAGAAUAACACCAAUGCUUGUUAAAAUAAAGUAUGUUGCAUGUUCUAUUGUAGUCUAGUGUCAGUUGCUUGUGUCAAUGUUGUGCAACAAUUGUCUGUUCUGUAUGAGCUAGAAAAAUCCAAAGUUGCAUUUUAAGGAUAUUUUUUUUAGUAUGGAAACUUAAAUAUAGCAUUUAAGCUUUCAAAAUACCUCCACUGGUUUAUCAGGAAAAUAGGAAAUAAGAAAAAAAGCAGGAAAGAAAAGUGGAAAAAGAAUCAACUUCCCUGAUGAGCUCGGAAAAACUCAAGACCAACAGACUCUCUCUGAUUUUUCAGAUAGUCUUACUCUGGGACCCUGGAUGUUUUUCUUUUGAAUAACACAGCUACCUUUCUUUUUGCUUGAAAAAAUUGUGUUUUUAAUGGCCUAGCCUUUUUUGUCUUGAAAUCAGCUAUAUAGCCUUGAAAAAUAUCUUGUCAACCAGAUCUGAAAAGUAGGACUAGAAUGCUUAGGCAUCCUUAGUUGCUCUCUAAUACGAAUGUUUGUUUAUGUAGCAAAAGUGUAUUAAUGUUGCAAAGACAAUCUCCACUGAAUGUAAUCAAUGUAAUCAAUUUUCCCCCCAUGACACACUAUUUGAGAAUAUGCGCUAAUUUUCCAUACCUUUUUUUCCUUUAAUGAUUGCAGUUGCAGAUGCAGCAUACCAGAAUUUCUCUAUUGGUAGAUCACAAUGCUAAGCAACUAUGUAAUUACUCAAAAUAGAUUACUUUUUGUAUUUUAAAAGGCUAUGGAGGUGACUUACGAUCAUGAUUGGGACUCAAAUCUUACCUGUGACUGCUUUGUCAAUGAUGCAAUCCCCGUACCUGCCAAUCUCGGUUGCAAUCAUUAAGUGAUCUCAUUGGUUAUUAAGCAGAUGGAACAAAAUCUUGCAGACAGAAACCCUUUUUUGCUCUCAAUUGUUCCUUCAUGCUGCUGAAAGAUUUCAGCUCUCCUCCAAGCAUGGAGAGGAACAAAGCUGAAAUCUUCAAAAUUUCAGUUCUGUUUUUGCAGCCUGCUGAAGGAUUUACCCUCCCCUCCAAUUCUAGCCAUAUUAAGAUAUUAUGUCUUUUCUUUCAUAAACUUUAAUGAUUAAAUGAAGUUAACAAAGUUAUCAAAUACACUUCUAAUUUUUCAUACACAAUUUUCCCAGUUUGAAUAAACAGAAAGACUACUACAUGAAUGGUUCUCUUGUCACCAUUUGUUCAGCAACCAUUCUGAAUUACCCAGGGCUGAAUGAAUGGUACUUAUUCAUAAUUCUGGUUGUCACAGAAUCCCCUCGCUCACAUGACUGCAUUCCAGGCACAUUUCACCUGGCUUGCAAUUAUAGCAUCACAGUGAACCGCACAGUCACAUGAUUGCAAUUUCCAAUGGCAAGCUUCCCACAAGCAAAAUCAACAUAGAAACUGACAGGAAGACAGAAGUUCCAAUAGUGCAAAGUCCUUGCUUAAAGACCAGAAUGGUCCUUGAUUAGCAACAGCAAAUGGGACUGCUAAAAUUGGCAUCAUUAAGCAAUAUAGUCACAUGAUAUCACACUAUGCAGCUGCAUUGUUAAUGAUAAUUCUGAUCCUAAUUGCCAUUGUAGUCUGAGAACUACCUGUAGCCCAAAUUAAGAUACUCAUCAGGAAAAUAACUAAUAAAGGGUUAGGGUAAAACAAAGGAUGAGACUACGUUCAAAUCCCAGUGUAAAAAUUGCUUUAAAUGUAUUUUGAGAUGUUGGUAGAAAGAAUUGUAAGGAUAUAUGUUCCCAAAUAAAAUUGUAUAUAUUGUUC